Molecule: messenger RNA, 875 nt
Organism: Glycine soja
Lineage: Eukaryota; Viridiplantae; Streptophyta; Magnoliopsida; Fabales; Fabaceae
Product: olee1-like protein
Exons: 2
Coding region: 80-589 (169 amino acids)
Source: RefSeq, a predicted model, not a curated record
UCUUCCUUUAACACAGUAGUACGUUCUCCUUUGAACCAAACCCUCAUCCAAAUUAACCAGCAAGCAAGCAGUAUUUACAAUGGCAAAAACUACAAUCAUCAUCCUUGCCUCCACCCUUUGCUUCUUAUCCUUCCUAGGCUCCGCUUAUGCCCGAGACCGCUUCAUGGUGGAGGGCACCGUUUACUGUGACACGUGUCGCGUCCAAUUCCUCACCAAGUUGUCUGAGUUCCUUGAAGGAGCUACCGUGCGUGUGGUGUGUUCACAAGUUGAUAAUGCGAAGAACGUGACAUUCAGCAAAGAGGCAGUGACAGAUGCAUCAGGGUCAUACAAAGUGGAGGUGGACGGAGACCACGAAGAAGACACGUGUGAGGUUACCCUCUUGAAGAGUCCAAGAGCAGACUGCUCCGAGGUUGAUCAAGAGUCUCACCUUCAGCAAGCUGCAAGGAUCAGCAUCACCAAAAACAAUGGAAUUGUGUCCCCAAUUCGCCAGGCCAACCCUCUUGGUUUCCUCAAGAAGGAUCGUCUCCCUGGCUGCUUGGACCUCCUCAAGGAGCUUGGAAUCAAUGAAGAUGGCACCCUCAUCGCUUGAACAACCGCGUUAAAGGGAUCGAUAUAGCCAUAUAGGUAUCCCUUUUUUUGUUAUAUUAAUUAUCUAUUUAAGGAUCUAGGGCUCAAUCUUUUUAUUUUCCUUUUCCCAUUUUAUAUUUAAUUAGGAUCAAGAUGUGAGUUUUAAUAAUCUAUGAGCUUGUGCCUUUGGGGGGAGGGAGUUUUUCUAGACUUUAGAAGUCUCUUGAAGGAUCCUCUCACUUGUACAACUCUCUCAUUUUCGUAUUUGGUGGAGUUUAUAUCACUAAUCUCCGGCUGUUUCAAUUCCA